AUGGCAAUCAAGACACUUGGUGCAAAGGCAGCGGCGGCCUUGGAUCAGGAGCUGAUGAGCACUUGCGCGUUUUCCAUUGACCAGCUCAUGGAACUGGCGGGACUGUCCGUUUCACAGGCAGUAUAUCGCGUCCACCCACUGAACAAGGGGCGACGAGUUCUUGUGGCUUGCGGACCCGGGAACAACGGCGGUGAUGGCCUCGUCGCGGCUCGCCAUCUCUUCUACUACGGAUACCAACCCUCCAUCUUCUACCCCAAGCGGAGCAAGAAUGAGCUGUACCAACGUCUGGCAAAACAGCUCGAAGACCUCGAGGUCCCCUUCGUGGAUGACUUUCAGACGGCGUUGGGGCAGACCGAUCACAUCGUUGACGCCAUAUUCGGAUUCAGCUUCUCGGGAGAGGUCCGGGAGCCGUUUCCCGCGGUGAUCAAGGCUCUGCAAGAGACAAAGCUUUCCGUCACCUCCGUGGAUGCUCCGUCGUCGUGGGAUAUUGAGAAUGGCCCGCCAAGCUCCGGUCUGGGCAGCUCCUUCAUGCCUACCGCGCUCGUCAGCUUGACCGCCCCAAAGCCACUCGUCAAGUACUUCAAGGGUCGUCAUUUCAUUGGCGGCCGAUUCGUUUCGCCAUCCAUGGCCAAUAAGUAUGGCUUUAGCAUUCCCGUGUAUGAAGGCGUCGACCAAGUGGUUGAAGUGCCCACGGGUGGCGAGAGACUGUGA
Molecule: messenger RNA, 711 nt
Organism: Purpureocillium lilacinum
Lineage: Eukaryota; Fungi; Ascomycota; Sordariomycetes; Hypocreales; Ophiocordycipitaceae
Cellular component (GO): mitochondrion
Molecular function (GO): NAD(P)HX epimerase activity
Source: RefSeq, a predicted model, not a curated record